AUGGAUGAUGAUGAAUCUACCUCAUUUCAUGAAUUAUCAACAAAUGAUAGAGUAUGCAAUUUAAAAUAAAUAUAAACUUGGUUUCAGAAUCAAAAAUUAGCCAUAACAAAUACUGAGUUAUUUACAACUUAAAUAUUUGAUGACCUUAAAAAAUAAUGUGAAUAAUAAAAUGAAAUCUUAUAAGUUUCUCCUGAAUUCCAAGAAACAAAAGAGUUAAUCAAUUCUUUUUAUAAUAAAGCAUAAAGAAUUUGUUUGAAAAUUAAGAAAAAAACAGAGCCUCGUUCUUAAUUGUAAGAAAGAAUCAAAUAUUAGAAAGUAAAAGAAGAUGAGGAAGUAGAAAAGAAUAGAGAAAUACUUAUAGAAGUAAAGAAAAAACUACUAUGUAUUAUAAGAAUAUCUAAAGGGAUUCCAUUUGUUAUUAAUUUUAUAAAAAGUUAAAAUGUGAGAGAUAAAUAAUACAAACUUACUUUAAUGGUAGAAGAUGCUUUAUUAGAUGGUAUUAAUUGGUAUUUAAUGUUGUAUAAUAUUAAAGAAAAUUAAUGGAAUAAAGAAUUACCAUAAGAAUGUAAACUUAAAGAAAUUCUUCAUUAAUUGUUGGAUAUUAUCUGGUUAUAGAGACAGGAUUUAAAAAAUGAAUUAAAUGAAAUCUUUUUUAGAUUGAAAAAGACUUAACUUAUCAAAUUACUUGAUAAGUAAGCUGAAAAAUUUGAAAAGAAUGAUAAAUUUACAUAAUAAUCAACAAAAAUUUUACAAAAAUUAUAAGAAUUUUGUAAUGGACUUGAAACAAUUAAAUUAUCACCAAAUAAGGCAAAUGGUUUAUAUUAUUUAUAAAGGAUUUUAUUAUCAUAUUGUUGGGUAAAAUAGAUUGAAUUAUCAGAAAUGUUAUUUCAUACUAAAAUUACAGGUAGAUUAGAUAAAUUAAAAUAAGAUAAGGAUCAUAGUAAUGUUAUAAGAUUAAGAUAAAGAAUUACAUUUUUAAGAUUUGUUUAUAGAAUACCAGCUGUUAGAUCAUGGUGUGAAUAAAAUUAAAUUAUUCCUUUUGAAAUGUAAUCUAAUAUUCCUCAAUAUCUAUAAGAAGAAUACGAUUAAUUCAUGAGUGAUAAAAAGGAAAGAUUAUUUUCAGAUACAAAGGAAGAUUAUUUUAUUGAAUCUUAAUUGAAAUUCCUUGCAAACAAUUUUCAACAUUAUAAGAAUAAAAUUAGAAUUAUAUUCAACGAUCUUAGAUUCAUUCAAAAUAAAUUAGAAAUUUAUGAACUUUAUUAAGAAUAUGUGAAUAAAUAUGAUGGUGAUAUAGAUAAAGUUUCAAAUCUUUAAUUUUAAAAAUAAUAGAAAGAUAUUAUUAUAGCAUGCUGCAUUAGACAUUUAGAAAUUAAAUUAUCAAAUGAAGACUUCACUAAAUCUGUUUUGCCUUUAGUGAAAUUUGAUUUUAUAUUAAAAAAGGAAAAACACUUUUAAUUUUAGUAGACUUCUUAUGAUAAAUCUUAAUACUCCUUUUUAGCAAAACCUUCACUUGUUAAAAUUUUUCUUAUUGAUAUUUUAGCAUAAGAAUAACCAUUUCCAUAUAUUUUUGAAUUUAUAUAUUAUGAAGAUGGAAAAUUGUAGUAGUCUAUUAAAAGUACUACUCUUUAAGGAUAAUUCUUUUAUUGUCCAUAAAUACGAGAACAUUUAUCAAAGAAAUAUUAAUUUAAUAUCAAAUUAAUAGAAAAUUAAAAUAAAGUUACUUUUACUUAUUUACCUACUAUUCAUUAUGAUUAUGUUAAACCAGCUGCAACUAUAUCAUGGGAAGAUAUUUUAUUACAAGAUUUGAAACUUAUUUCUUUACAUAGAAAUUAAUUAAUAGACGAAAUUCAUUUUAUGGUUCGUAGUAACAAGUUUCAGACAAUCAAGCAAUAAAUAUAACAAGACACAAAGUACUUUAAUGAUCAUUUAAAAAUUAUGAAUGAUUUAGAAGUAUUUAAUAAUCAGCUAUCAAAUGCUAAAAAAUUGAGGUGUAUUUGA
This is a messenger RNA of Paramecium sonneborni, 1998 nucleotides long. NCBI's taxonomy places the organism in Eukaryota, Ciliophora, Oligohymenophorea, Peniculida, Parameciidae. The record is from the annotation of a GenBank genome assembly.